Molecule: messenger RNA, 1073 nt
Organism: Paramecium sonneborni
Lineage: Eukaryota; Ciliophora; Oligohymenophorea; Peniculida; Parameciidae
Source: the annotation of a GenBank genome assembly
AUGAAUAAAUUUCUUCUAACUUUCAAGGACAAAAAGAUAGAAAAACAAUACUAGGAUAAUAAAUUAAAAACUCUUCAACAACCAAUUUUUUAUUGGCUUCUUGCUAUGACUAUUGCUUUAAACCUAUUAAAAGUGAUUCUCGACUAUACAUAUUAUUAAGUAAACAAUUAAAGUUGGAUGAAUAUAAGUUUCUUAUCUUUAGCAGUAAUUGAAUUAUUCUUAGCAUGCUAUAAAAAAUAGUACAUCAAGUACGCUUUAAUAAUUUCAAACCUUUCAGCAGGAUUGUUACAAAUUAAUUUUAAUGAAACUAAUACUUUCCCUUAGGAAUAUUAUGCUUAUGGUAGCUAUUAUGCCAUGCUCUCUGUAGUUGUUUAUUUUAUGACUGAUUUUCCAUAUAGCCUUUUUUAGGUAAUUGUCCAUUUGAGUAUGAAAAUCUUUUUUACAACCACAUAGAGUCAAAGAAUAGAUAUGUUAGGAGUAGUGCUGGGACUUAUUACAAGUGUGUUCUUAGUGUUAACAUUAUAUAUUUGUGAUUGGAAUUCUAGAAGACAAUUCUUACUAAACUUGAGAGAAGUUAGAUGGGAAGAGUCUUUACCUAUUAUUAUCAAAAAACCUUUUUUUUUAUUUUCAUAUUAGGAUAAAAAUAUGUCCUUCUAAGUCAAUAGAUCAUUCAAUCACGAAUUUUUUCCCUAUUAUAAUUUGGAAGAUUGCAAAGGUUGUAAUUUCAGGUAUUUUUUAAGAAUGUGCAAAGUGGAUAAUAAUAAUUUAGAAAUUUAUCUAUUUGAUAAAAAAAAUGAAAAGCUAGAUUUUGAUUUGGUGUACAAAAAUAAAACUCAUAGAUUUGAACUUAGAAUUUGUUCAAUAGGAUUGGAUAAAAUUAAUUAUCUUGUAAUAUUGGAGAAACUAAAACUAUUGACGUAAAGUUACAUUCCUAAAUAAACUAAUCUUCGUCAAAAGAUAUUUCAAAUAAAAAAGACCCAAAUAAAAUAUUAACAUUAAAAACAUUUCUUACUUGGUGUAUUUUCAAUGUUUCUCUAUAACAACAAAGAAAUUUCUUCAGUAAAUUUAGUUGA